Erigeron canadensis is the source of this 843-nucleotide messenger RNA. RefSeq names its product ribosomal RNA large subunit methyltransferase E. Lineage: Eukaryota; Viridiplantae; Streptophyta; Magnoliopsida; Asterales; Asteraceae. Gene Ontology annotation, molecular function: rRNA (uridine-2'-O-ribose)-methyltransferase activity. Gene Ontology annotation, biological process: RNA methylation. The record is from RefSeq and is a predicted model, not a curated record. The transcript is spliced from 6 exons. The coding region runs from base 41 to 733 and encodes 230 amino acids.
UUUUGCGAAUUUCAGCAGCGUUUAGAAUAGCCGAUAGAAAAUGAGUGGUGGGACAGCAGAUCAUUUCUAUAGAGAAGCUCAGCGCCUUGGUUAUGUUGCCCGCUCUGCCUUCAAGCUGGUUCAGAUACAAAAACAAUACCAGUUGAUUAAACCUGGUUCUUCUGUUCUUGACCUCGGUUGUGCUCCUGGUGCUUGGCUUCAGGUAGCUUGUCAAAGUCUUGGUCCAAUGAAAAAUGGUGGGGUGGUUGUCGGCAUUGAUCUUAAGAAGGUGAAAGUUCCUUCAACUCACUGCGAUUCAAGGGUUUCAACUAUUAGUGCAGAUGUCAUGAACCUCCCUAAAGAUGAAGUUUUAAAUCUCUCCCCUCAGAAAAAAGGAUUUUCAGUUCUGUUAUCAGAUAUGUGUCCACUUGUUUCUGGUAUAACAACAAGAGAUGCCGCUUUAUCCAUGGAGUUAGGAAUGCGAGCGCUUGAUUUGGCACUUGGUAGAUCUAAACUGCCUUAUUACUCCUUAGAAGAUGACCAACUAGAAAAGCAAUCAGGCAAAGAAAAUGAUGAUGACGUUGGUGUUCUCAAAACUGGAGGGCAUCUUAUUGUCAAGCUUUUAGAGAGCGAAGAUACAAAAGAGUUGAGCAAGAUCUGCAAGCCUUUGUUUAGAAAGUCUUCGUGGUUGAGGCCUAAAGCUACAAGAUCAAACUCCAGAGAGAUUUAUUUGAUUUGCCAGGAUUUGCAUUAGCUACACACUUACACUAAUCAAGAUAUUCUUGAUGCCCCUAUAAAUUUUUGAGUUUUGUUAAUGACAGCCCUAAGGGCUGUCAGUAUUAAUUAACUUGAUGCUUUAAAAUU